This is a messenger RNA of Stegodyphus dumicola, 555 nucleotides long. RefSeq lists its product as uncharacterized. Lineage: Eukaryota; Metazoa; Arthropoda; Arachnida; Araneae; Eresidae. The record is from RefSeq and is a predicted model, not a curated record.
AUGCAAGCACACGCUGGUGUAGCUGAAACUUUAACUCAAAUUAGGGAAAAAUUUUGGAUACUUAAGGGUCGACAGCGUGUAAAGAGUAAUAUUAACAAGUGUGUGAUUUGCUACAGAUUUAAAGCUAAGCCACUAAGUCAGGAUAUCGCUCCUUUACCAAUCGAAAGAAUAACAGAGGCAAAUCCCUUCGAAGUUGUAGGACUUGAUUUUGCUGGUCCUAUGAGUACAAAGGAUGAAACUGGGAAAGCUUAUAUUGCUCUGUAUACAUGCGCUGUAACCAGAGCAGUGCAUCUGGAACUUGUGUCUAGCCAAACAGCAAACAAUUUUCUUCUGUCCUUUAGAAGAUUUAUUUCAAGAAGAGGAGUAUGUCGAAUAAUAUAUUCAGACAAUGCAAAAACCUCCAAAAAAGCAGACAAGGAUUUACAAAAACUAUGGAAUACCAUCAAGGGCACUGAAGUUCAAAAUUAUUUUGGUAAUAAAGGUAUUGAGUGGAAAUUCAAUGUGGAGAAGGCGGUUUCUGGGAAAGGCUUGUUAGAUCUAUCAAGUCAUGUUUGA